Molecule: messenger RNA, 621 nt
Organism: Clonostachys solani
Lineage: Eukaryota; Fungi; Ascomycota; Sordariomycetes; Hypocreales; Bionectriaceae
Source: the annotation of a GenBank genome assembly
AUGAGACGCCCACAGCAACAAAUCUCACAGACCUACUGGUCGCUCCGGCUGCUGGCGGCCGUCUUCGCCAUCCUCGGGCUCUUCAUGCUGUGCAAUGACCUCCCGCUACCGAGCACGAUAAGGAUCAAGAAGAAGGAGCCCAAGGUGUCGGCCAUUGCGGGCCUGAAGCUCAACAUCAAGCACACGCCCGGCUCCUCGCCGCCCGAGAUCGUCGUCAUCGUCGUCAACGAGAACAAGUUCCCCGUCUCGAUACUGUCCUACGAGUCGCCGCUCGAUCCGCUGGCGGUCGCAUUGGGCCAGCUCGAGAUAACGCCGGCGGGCGCGAAGACCCCCCUCGAGCUGAACAAGAUCAACGUCCGCAGGGUGUGGCCCCCGACCCGCGACCAGCUCAUCACCGUCGGGCCUGGCGGGAGCGUCAUGGGCUCGAUUCUCUUGAAGGAGGACACCGUGCCGCCUGGGGUGCUCCAAGGAAAGGUCUCGAUGGAGCUCAAGGGGAGGUGGCAGGCCGUUUGGUCGAUCAGGAAAGAAAACAUUCCCGACCGGUCGCUGGAGGAUCCCUUCUCCAGCCCCGAGGUUGAGCACGGGAAGUAUUCGACGGGGAAGGUCAUGUUUCACUUUUAA